UCUACUCGAGGGGCUAAUUUCCCCCAACCUGGAGAAUUUCUAAAGGAGAGGGACUAAAUAGCCUUACUAUUCGCCCCCGAUGGUUGUAGGUUACCAUGUCGCGGCGCAAGCAGUCCAAACCACAGCAUAUCAAUUCAGACGAGCCCGCUUCGGCAGAAAACGGGAUCUUGCACAACGGUCAAGGUGAGGAGGAUGGAAACCUGGCUAAGAGACGACGGUCAGAGGAGACGAGGGUUUGCGACAAAUGUUGCGCCGAGUUCUUCAAUGAUGCAGAGUUUCUUGAACAUGAGAGAAAUUGCACCAAGAGUCAGCAAGUCGUGAUCAUGAAAGACAGCGACGGGAAUGAAGUGCCCCCAGAGUUCUCCCAGCAUUCUCAGAGUGAUUUCCUGGGUGAUAAUGGGGAUCAGUCGACCAGUAAUUCACAUUCAAAGCACAGUGCAGAUUCUGAGGAGAUGAUGGAAGGAGAGCUCAUGCUGAACCAGGAUGACCCCUCAAAUCAAGAUCAAGAUGCGUCUGUCAGUUCAGAGACGGGGUAUAUGGUAUCUUCCAAGCUGCAAGACUCUAAUGUGACUCUUGAGUCCAUGGCUGCUACUAAAGUUGCUGUAACGCAACACUCAUCCAGUUCGUCCAAUCAGAAGUCUCCACCCCCGCAACCACACCAAGAUGCCCUUCUUGCAAUCCCCAUGAUCCUGGAGCAGCUGGUCAGUCUCCAGCAGCAGCAAUUGCAGCAGAUCCAGCUAACUGAGCAGAUACGCCUCCAAGUGGCCAUGAUGACGCCUCAGAGUUUCCACUCCGCGCUGGGCGCUGCUGUAGAUCCACUGAAAGCAUUGGGUGCGCAUCUAUCACAGCAGCUUUCGGCCGCAGCUGCCCUCAUUGGCAAACGGACGGGCUCCCAGAACUUGUCCUUGGAGGCCUUAAAACAAGCAAAGCUACCUCAGUCCGCCACGAUCCCCACAUCUCUCGCCGGAGGUUUGGGCUCAGUGCCCUUAAAAGCAGACUUGAAAGGACUCCCCGAUUUAGCUAGUCGGCUUCCAGCGCUCCUUCCUCAAUCUCCAGGAGUCAUGGGAUUGCAGAGUCCCUUCAGUACCCUUGCAGCGAGCGUGGAUCCCUCUAAAAAGGCCAAAAACAAGAUCCCUGCCGUGCCGGAGUCUAAAAAUGGCUUGGGCGAACACAUGUUCAAGCACAAAUGCAAGUUCUGUGGGAAGACAUUUGGAAAUGACAGCGCUCUCCAAAUCCACUUGCGCUCACACACCGGCGAAAGGCCCUAUAAAUGUAACAUCUGUGGAAACCGCUUCACAACCAAAGGGAACCUCAAAGUGCAUUUCCAGAGGCACAAAGAAAAAUACCCGCACAUUAAGAUGAAUCCACAUCCAGUACCAGAACACCUGGACAACAUGCCAACAAACAAUGGCAUCCCUUACGGCAUGUCUGUGCCUAUAGAUGAGAGCAAUUUUGCUGACACCAAACCAGUGCUGGGGCUUCCCUCGACGGGUCUCCAUCCACCAGUGCUCCAAGGAUUCAAGUCCUCCUAUGAUGUUCCAGUAGGUGGGGACCUCUACUCCCAGAGGCCUUCUUCAUCUGGCAGCGACGGUGCAUCCAUUUCUUCUGGCAUGUUUGGUCCAGAGAUGACGGGACUGGAUCAAAGCAAAGAUUCCUCCGAUUCGCUGGCUGGAUUGCACCACAUAACUGGUAAUGGUCUACCUGGCGAAAAUGGAUCUGGUACUGCAAAGCUUCAGCAGAUGGUGGAUGGCUUGGAGAAGAAGACAAAUGAUCCUAAUGAGUGUGUCAUUUGCCAUAGAGUCCUGAGCUGCCAAAGUUCCCUCAAAAUGCAUUACCGCACGCACACCGGUGAGCGACCGUACAAAUGCAAAAUCUGUGGCAGGGCUUUCUCAACCAAGGGCAACCUUAAAGCUCAUUAUGGCGUUCACAGGGCCAACACUCCCCUUAAGAUGCAACACUCGUGCCCGAUCUGUCAUAAGAAGUUCACCAAUGCCGUCGUCCUCCAGCAGCAUAUUCGCAUGCACAUGGGUGGCCAGAUUCCCAACACCCCCCUGCCAGAGAAUCAGUUUGAAAGCCCUGAAGCGCUGGAUGCUAGCAUGACUGAGGAUAAGAACAUUGACUCCACUGGCCACGAAGAGAGUAUGGAAGAGCAAGACUUUGAUUUGGACAAUCAGGAGAAGCUGAACAAUUCUACAGAGCCCCAACCCGGCGCCAAAGAAGAUUUCCCACCUUCUAUGUUUACAGGCAUUGCUGCCCUGGAGAACCACAUGAAGAGCCUCACCUCUGCACUGAACCUGCAGCGACAAAGCAGCACGGCUUCUGAGAGCGAUGGCGGGCUGAAAGAUUCUCCUUCAGGGUCCGGAGAAAUGGAUUACAAGAACGGCCGCAGCCCGCCUGUGUCAGAUUCCAUGUCUUUUCACUCAUCGUCCCCUAUAGACGGCCCCCUGAGUAACGGACAGUCAAAGUCACCAGAAUCCACAAACCCAGAUGAUGCACUCAAAUCCAGACCGGACUCCGAUGCACCUCAAGAUUUUGGCGAAAACAGUGGAGCGCUGGACUUGACGUCAAGUUUUACUCCGAAACAAAUUAAAGAGGAGCCAGGCUUGUCCUUCUCCAGUGGUGAAUAUGGUUCUAGUCAGUUGCCAUUCAUGAGGGUGCCUCCGAGUCUGGUCAAACUGGAGAUGCAGAUUCCUCCGGAGACUCCCAUGGGUGCUCACGGUCUGUACAGCUCCCAGCUCCCCCAAGGAGCUGCCACUCCUCCUGCUACUUCUAGUGCUCCUCGUCGCUCCACCAAGCAACAUCUCUGCAACGCCUGUGGGAAGAACUUUUCAUCCGCCAGCGCCCUGCAGAUCCAUGAACGUACACACACGGGCGAGAAGCCGUUCGCUUGCACAAUUUGUGGCAGGGCUUUCACAACAAAGGGAAACCUUAAGGUGCAUGUUGGGACCCACAUGUGGAAUAACACUGCAAGGCGAGGUCAACGUCUCUCGUUGGAUAACCCAAUGGCUUUGAUGGCCAUGGGCGCAGAGUCCAAGAUGAAACCAGACAUGCUGCCGCCCCCAAAGGAUUUGAUUCCCCCGCCGAUCAAUUUCGACCCGUCGAUGUGGAACCAGUACGCUGCUGCAUUCACAAACGGGCUGACCAUGAAGGCCAAUGAGAUUUCGGUCAUCCAAAAUGGUGGCAUCCCUCUCCCGGGAAGUCUCGCUGGUGGUCCUUUAGUGGGUUCUACUGGAGGAAUAACCAACAUGGAGACCUCUCAGAUGGGCAUCCCUGGCACAAUUGCAGAAAUGGAAAAAAAUGGCUCUGACAACAUAGCAAAGUUUCCACAUUUUAUGGAGGAGGGUAAAGUGAAUUAGAUGCCGAAAGGACUACAGAUGUUCCCAAUCAACAGUCUGCAUUGUGCUAAUGAGCCUGCUGAAAUGUUAGGAACUGGGCUAUUUAUUAGUUGGUACAAUCAAUUCAUACAUGUAACAUUGCUUUUAAGAAGUUGCAAAUUUACAUACCCUUGUUAAGUGAGCCUAUACCUUAAAACGGGCCAUGCCUUCCUUAUUGGACCCUUACAUGCUAUUGAUUUCUUCUAGUUGAAUCUGAUCUAACUACUGUAGUUUUCUGUUUUGUUUUGUUUUUUUCCCUUCUCUCUCUAAUAUGCGGGUAUUUUGUCAGUUUUAUUUCUAGAAGUUGAAUGUAAGUCUUACUUGAAAUAGCUUUAUUCCAGAGCAGUCUCAUUAGUGAAAAGUUACAUUGUGCUCAGCUCAGGAUGAUCUCGGGUGACCAGAGAUCUCAAUGUUUUAACAGUUAACAUCUUGUUCAUCUCUGCUUGACUACUCAUGGUCCUGUUCUUAGUCGUGUUUCAAAAAAUUACAUUAGUCAAAAAUAUCCAUGGCAUAGAGGUCAUACAACAAAGGUGUUUGUGGAAUACAUGCCUAAAUAAAUUAACCGUUCCACACAAUCUACUGUCUACUGAAGAUUACGGUUUAAUUGGACUUAAUGAGUCGUUGUAUAGGUUUGUUUUGAAACUGGAUUUCACUAAGUUAUUAACUUUUUUUUUUUUUUUUUUUUUUUUCUCUCUCUUCUCCCUUGACUCUAUAUAGAUUCUAUUUUGCGCUUAAUACCAAAAAUGUUUUUGCUAAGUGCCUGUCUUGGAGUGCUUUUCUCUCUCCUCUGUAUUUUCCUCCUCCCUCGCCCUCACAAAAGACACCAUAGGAUUGUAAUAAAGGCCUUUUCUUUUAUUUAGACCACAAUAUGCUAUAUUUUUGCAUUUAGCUGUAGCUUUUUCAAGUCAUUA
Molecule: messenger RNA, 4285 nt
Organism: Puntigrus tetrazona (Sumatra barb)
Lineage: Eukaryota; Metazoa; Chordata; Actinopteri; Cypriniformes; Cyprinidae
Gene: sall4
Product: spalt-like transcription factor 4
Exons: 4
Coding region: 96-3356 (1086 amino acids)
Biological process (GO): regulation of transcription by RNA polymerase II
Cellular component (GO): nucleus
Molecular function (GO): RNA polymerase II cis-regulatory region sequence-specific DNA binding; DNA-binding transcription factor activity, RNA polymerase II-specific
Source: RefSeq, a predicted model, not a curated record